CAGAGCUGGCUGGACUUUCCUCUAAGAGGAGGCAUCUGCCCAGUCCUGGAUCCUGCAUGGUUAUAGCAGCUUGUGGUUUGGUGGCAUUGCUUGUACAGUUUAUUGGGAAGUUGGUAGAAGAAGUACUGCGAGGAUUCAACAUAGAUGUUGAACUAAGCAUCAUCAGUACCAGGAGCAGCAGCCCUCACAGAAGCCAGAGCUCAGCAGCAGGGACUGCAACCAGCCAACUGCCUUUCUGUACCUGCUCCGUCGACAGCAACAGUCACAACCUUGUUUCCUGCUGGGAGACGGAAGGAUUGUUCUGAGGGAGGACCCGGCAAAGACCCAGGGACUCAUUCUUCACAACGCAUGCUUACACCUUUCCCUCCUCUGGCACAUGUCAUGGACAGUAUAUAGAAGAUCCUAUGUGGAUGAGAUUAUAACUAGCCCAGAGCAGGUGCACAAAGAGGUCAGAGGACCUCUGUCUGUACAAGGCUACAGUGGCAGCACGCAGUGACCGCUUCCUCCAAGGAAUGCAAGGACAGAGAGAGACACACAAAUAGGUGAUGACCUGAAAAGAUCAUGUCGGAGGUACAGGGAACGGUUGAGUUUUCUGUGGAACUACACAAAUUCCAUAAUGUGGAUCUCUUCCAGAGAGGAUACUACCAGAUACGAGCAGGGUUGAAACUUCCAACCAGGAUUCCCCAUAGACUGACUGCCACAGUUGUAGAGCAAACAGGUGACUCUAGCCUCUCCUCAGCCUGUGUCCACGAGAACAACGUACUCAGUAGAAUAUUUCAGAUCUUAUACCGGAAUGAAGAGAUUGUUAUGAACGAAUCGAUGAGCUUCAGGGUCCACUUACUCCUAGAUGGCGAGAGGGUGGAAGAUGCAUUAAGCGAAGCAGAUUUUCAGCUCAAGCUGGACCUGCACUUUACUGAUAGUGAACAACAGCUGAGAGACAUUCCAGCGAUCCCUGUGAUAAGCAGCCGUACUUUGGGGCUUCACUUCCACCCAAGAAGAGGCUUACACCACCAUGUUCCUGUCAUGUUUGACUAUUUCCACUUGUCAGUGAUAUCUGUUACAGUGCAUGCCUCACUGGUCGCAUUACACCAGCCACUGAUCAGUUUUGCUCGGCCAGGGAAAGGGUCAUGGCUUGGGAAAGGCAGCCUGGAGACGGGACCAGACCAAACGAGUAUGUCAUUAGAGAAUCUAGUGUUUGGAGCGGGCUAUUGCAAACCGACUGCAUCAGAGGGCAGUUUUUAUGUCCCUUCUGAAAAUUGCAUGCAACAUGCAUACAAAUGGCAUAAGGACCUGUGUCUGCUGCUCUUGAAUGCAUACAGGGGUCUUCACAUGUACUACACAGUCAUAACGAAGGAGAUUCCAGAUUUGCCACAGCUGAAGUUAGAAGAGCUGGCUGUGGAAGAUACGCUAUCACAACUUUGUACAGAGCUGCAGAUGUUGAACAAUCCAGAGAAGAUAGCAGAGCAGAUCAGCAAGGACCUGGCCUGGCUUUGCACCCACCUCUUGGCACUAUGGACCCAAUUCCUGGAGACAGUGACACUCCAUCCAGAAGUCACGGCCUAUCUUACUCAGGAGCAUCACACGCUGAGGGUAAGAAGAUUCUCAGAAGCAUUCUUUUAUGCUGAGCAUCAAAAGAUAGCUGUGCUGACCUUUCAGGAAAGCCUGAUCCAAAGUCACAGCCAGAUUUCUACAGAAGUUCGGAAUUCCGAGUAUCUCGUCAGCAUGCCACCUCUGCCAGCCGAAUGCCUGGACAUUGAUGGAGAUGGGAACACAGUCCCUGUGAUUUUUGAAGACAGAUAUGUAGAUUCCCCUUACAAAAGUCAAAGUUUGGAUGUUUUCCCAGCUUUUGAGGUUCCUGUGAUGAACGGUGCACAAAUGGACUUAAUAAAUAGCAAGGAGGCUCUUGCAUCAAAUGAGGACAUUUCAUUGGAAAAGGCAGAUUUCAGGAAAGAUACUCUGUUCAUUCAUACUGAUAAAAUAAAUGGGAAUGCCUCCUGUAUCUACAGCGAUAUUGCAACUGAAACUUAUGUGGCUAAAGAUUUAGCACAGCACUCCACUUCUCAGACAAGUCCGGUCAACAAGGAAGUUCAAAGGAAAACAGAUGUUUCCCAUGAAAAUGUGUCAAUUUCAAGUUCAGAAAUGGUUUCAGGUUUGGACACAGGCCUGUUAAAACAUAAAGCAGGAGACUUUCAAAUGCCAGUGGACAUUCCAUUAAAAGACGAUAGACUCGGAGUAGAAUGCAUGGAUGUGAAACUUAGCAAUAAGGAUUGCCACAAAGGUGAACCCAUAUUGAUCAUUAGUGCUCUCUGUGACAGUGGAACGAGGGGACUCUUAGACACUACUGAGUUAAGGCAAGCAGCUAAAACUGAUGAUAACGAACAUAUUCUUACUUCAGAUGAACUUGCAUUAAAUGAACUAAACAGUCUUGAACGACCGGUUGAACAAGACAACAAGGCUCUGUUACCAGCUUUGAAAGCAUUACCAAUCAGUACUUUGGAUUUAUUAACCCAGACCACAAAAGAUGCCCCAGAGGGGAAGUCAUCUGUGAAGGAGCAAAGAACCGAGGAAUGUGAAGAGUUUACCCUGAGCUCGGGGGUCAUAAAGAGAUCUUCCUCAAUAAUAUCUGACUCGGGCAUUGAAAGUGAACCUAGUUCGGUGGCUUGGUCUGACGUGCGCAGCAGGGCUUUGGAGCUGCCGAGUGACCGUGAAAUGCUGCAGCAGCUGGUAAGGAGGCACACCCUACACAGAAACUCUCUAGAGGGAGGACAUACAGAAAGCAACACAAGCCUGCCCAGUGGGAUCCAAGCAUCGCUGACAUCAAUUAGCUCAUUACCGUUUGAGGAGGAAGAGAGGGAAGUAGAACUUACAAAGCUGACCAAAUCCGUUUCUGCACCCCAGAUCAGCAGCCCAGAGGAGCCCACGGACAAUAUAGCUAUGCCCCAAGGUGAUAAAGCAAUCUUGGAAGUUGCAGAAGGGCCCUUGAAAAGCUCCAUGGGAGUGAUGUGCAGAAGCACAGAUAUGCCAGGGAGGUUUUCUGAGUGUGAGAAUGCCACAGACAGUGAGCAAACAGAACCAGACAUUGCCACAGGAGAGCAUCCUAGGGCUGCUGUAAAACAAAGGAACAGCAGCAAUGAACUACCAGAAGAAGAGGCAGAUAAGGAAGGUUUUGCAGAAGGAGCCUGUAGUUCGGAAUACGCAGGACAGCCCGUAAAUGUAAAGCAGCACAGAUGUGAUCCCUCUGAAUGCCAGGCAGGGCAGAGAAAUGAAGAGUGCAGCUUGGAAACACAGAAUGUCAGGCCCUCCUCGGACCCCAGAGACGUGCACUUCAGUGCAUAUAGUGAUCUGAAAGAUGCACUCAACCCUAUGCCUAAGGAGUUGCAAAUAGGUGAAGACUUUUAUUCCAGUGUUAGCAUACUCGACAUCGAGAAUUUCUCCCAUGGAGUGAGCCGGGUACCAGACUUUUGCUACACGUUUCCAGCCUCAUCAGAGACUUCCACUGAAUUUGGUUCCACCAGGGGAGAGUGCGGGAGCCCUUUCCCCAAUGAACCCAUGGUGUCAUGUGAAGAAAUGCAGGGCUUACAAGAAAUUGAAUUGGAUGAUGCAUCUGCAUUGGCAGACUUGGGGGACGGAUCUUAUUGUGCCGAAUAUCCUCAGGAACUGGAGCGCGUGGAAGGUCAGCUCAUGGCUAAUGGCACUGGGGUUCAGUCCGCGGCCACAGAGGGCUUAGCACUGGAGAGCCGAAAGGCCGUGGAGGUGGUUAACCUGUCUGUUUCCUGCACAGCCACGUGUCUUCCCUUCUCUUCUGUGCUCAAAGAGACUCCUGCCGUGGUUGGCUUCUCUUCAAAGCAGGCCACUUUCCCUAUUACACGCCAGCCUUUAGGCUCUUUCAGCGUUGUGGCCUGCAAUUCAGAUGACAUGGAUGAAGAGGCCAAUGAAAGGAUGCUUAGUUUUUAUCAGGCCAAAGAAAAGUUUAAAAAAGAAAUGAAGAUUGAAGGAUUUCUGUACAGUGACUUAUCUGUACUAGCUUCUGAUAUCCCAUAUUUUCCACCAGAGGAAGAGGAAGAAAAUUUGGAAGAUGGAAUUCACCUGGUAGUCUGUGUCCAUGGACUAGAUGGGAACAGCGCAGACCUACGGUUGGUAAAGACUUUUAUAGAACUGGGACUCCCUGGUGGAAAGCUGGACUUCCUAAUGUCAGAAAGGAACCAGAGUGAUACUUUUGCUGAUUUUGACACGAUGACCGACCGAUUGCUGGAUGAAAUCAUUCAACAUAUUCAGUUGUACAACCUCUCCAUCUCCCGCAUAAGUUUUAUUGGCCAUUCCCUUGGUAACGUCAUCAUCCGAUCAGUACUAACCCGGCCCAGGUUUCGCUAUUACCUCAACAAGUUACACACCUUCCUGUCCCUCUCUGGGCCUCAUCUAGGAACCCUGUACAACAACAGUACGUUGGUUAGCACAGGCCUAUGGCUCAUGCAGAAGCUGAAAAAAUCAGGGUCACUUUUGCAGCUGACUUUCAGGGACAAUGCAGACCUGCGCAAAUGUUUCUUGUACCAGCUCAGCCAAAAAACAGGUCUUCAGUACUUUAAAAAUGUCGUGUUGGUGGCAUCUCCCCAGGAUCGAUAUGUCCCGUUUCAUUCAGCAAGGAUAGAAAUGUGCAAAACCGCACUUAAAGACCGGCACACAGGUCCCAUUUAUGCAGAGAUGAUAAACAACCUCCUCCAACCCUUGGUGGGGGCCAAGGACUGCACUUUAAUCAGACACAACGUGUUCCAUGCGCUCCCGAACACUGCCAACACUCUGAUCGGACGGGCCGCCCACAUAGCGGUGCUGGACUCUGAACUUUUCCUGGAGAAGUUUUUCCUUGUGGCAGGACUCAGCUAUUUCAAAUAGCACUCAAAGCACUGAGGAACAAAGGACAUGCAGCGUGUUCAAGGAUGGAGAAUCCCUUUGCCAAAAGAGUGCGGUAUUAGAAAUGAGACACACGCACGUGAUGAGGUGGGACCCUAACACUCCUCCCAUUUUCAUUUAUGUUUCCGAGAAUAAAGUGCUGUGGCUUCAAGGCAUUCAAACUUCCAAAUAUUGGGGCUUUUGGAAGACACAAAUAUUCAUGUUCCGUUUCUAUGUUCUCUUUUGAUUGCUAACAUAGGACAAAGACCACUUCAGAAAUAGAGAACAGAAAUAAGAAAGCCAAAUCUAGAGAUAUGACUGAACCAACAUGAUUCUGACCUCUGUUAAAUAUCAGCCCAGGGACACAGUCUUCUUUGAUUUCAUGCUCAUGUACUUAAUAAGAGAGCUAUACAUCUGUAGCACUUUUGGUGGGGUAAUUAAUGCAAGAGAAAACAAACAUAUAUGAACUCAGGUUAAAACCUCCUUUUUGAUAUACUGGACAAUAUGAAAUAUAUUUAUGUGGUCAAAAUUCUUGAUAGCUUCUGAGGUUCCAUUUGUCUAAAUAAAAUGUACAGAUGGGUCUGUUAUCUGUACACAUUUGUAACAUUCAUACUCUCAAGGCAUGGAAAGGGGGGAAAGACACAUUUAAAUAAAAGGAGGGAAUCUUUAUAAAGCCUUUAAAAACUCCAUUUCAUGCAAAAUAAAUGAACUCAAGACAGAAGCAGCCAAACAAGAGGAGUAUAUUUGAAUAAUCGUGGGAUACAGUCAUCUUCUGUUAGCAUUUCUUCUGUUUACAUUUAUGGAUGGAUGAACAUUGUUUUUGCUUGUACUUAUAAUUAAGAUACUUUUUUAUUUUUUAAAUCUGUUCAUAAGUACAUUGACCCCAAUGUUCAAAAAUGUUGGUAUUCCUAGCUGGCAUUCAAAGUCAUGCCAAUAAUAAUGCUACCAAGCCAAUCAAAAGCAGUAGGCGGUAACUUUUCAACUGAAAAUUUUGAAGUGCUUCAAAAUAUGGACUCUUCUAUUAGUCCCCUUCUGAAAUAUGUUAGUCCCAUCUGAAAUUAUUUAUGCAGUCCUGAUUACCACAGGUAGAAAUUUUUUAAAGAGAAAAAAGAUCUACGUUGUUUCCCAAUGUUCAACACUUUCCACUUUUUCAAUGUUGUGGGUGUUUUUAAUUGAAAUUUUUAUCAAAGAUAUGAGUACACUUCGAAAUCUUAAAUUUUGAUAACUAUUUCAGUAAGUUUUCCUAGUAUAUUUGAUCAAUUUUCAAUAAGAAAGAAAGAAAGAAAGAAAGAAAGAAAGAAAGAAAGAAAGAAAGAAAGAAAAAGUCAACAGUUCCGCAUUAAACAUUUUGUUUUGAAACAAGGCAACUUAGUAAUGAAAACCUUUGUGUUCAGAAAAAUGUUGACCAGUGUAUGAUCCUGUAGGUUUUUCAGUGAAAACUAACAAGGAUAGUAGCUGUUGUCACAAAUCUAAAUUAUGAGUUAAGGUUAAGGAAAUUAAGCUCACCAAAAGAGGAGAUUUCUAAAAGCUCUAAGUGAAAGUGAAAUACUACGGGAAAAAAAGGAAGAUUUACUUGAAUAGCCAAAUUUAGGAAGAAUAUGUAUGCAAAGGGGCCAAUAGGAAAUGAAACUGAGGGAUUUGGAUUUAUUUAGACUAUAUAAGAGAAGAGUGAGGGGGAAUUUGUUAGCAGCCUUCAACUACCUGAAGUGGGAUUCCUGAGAGGAUGAAGAGUGGCUGUUCUCAGUGGUGUUACAUGACAGAAUGAGGAGCAAUGGUCUCAAGUUGCAGUGGGAAAGGUCUAGGUUGGAUAUUAGGAAUAACGAUUUCACUACGAGUGUGGUAAAGCACUGGGAUGGGUUACCUAGGGAGGUAUUGGAAUCUCUAUCCCUAGAGGUUUUUAAGUCCCAGCUUGACAAAGCCUUGCCUGGGAUGAUUUAGUUGGGAUUGGUCCUGCUUUUAGCAGGGAAUUGGACCUGAUGACUUCCUGAGGAUUCUUCCAACACAACGAUUGUAUGGACUUAUGUGGCAAGCCAUUGAUGCAAAAGUUUGAAUAAGCUUAACUCCCGUGUUUAAUACCAUGGACAGGGCUAAUGGUGCUAAUAACAAGUAGGUGGAACUCCUUGCUAGAGGAUGUUCUGAAGACAAAAAAGAACUAGAUAAAUUUAUGAAUGUUA
Molecule: messenger RNA, 7058 nt
Organism: Pelodiscus sinensis (Chinese soft-shelled turtle)
Lineage: Eukaryota; Metazoa; Chordata; Testudines; Trionychidae
Source: RefSeq, a predicted model, not a curated record